UCUGGGCUGUUGGUAACAUUUCUAGGUGAUAGGUCACCAUGCAUAAGCUGAUUAAACUCUGUCUGUUUGUUUCUGUUAUUGUUUCAUUGUAUUAUGCGUCAGCGACUUUAUCUCAAACUAAAAAGAAGAAAUCAAAAAAAGAAAAAGAUAACAAGGUAAAAUUAUCAAAAACCAAUGUGGCGGAUCGUGGCUUGAUAUCAGAAAAUGUUAAACCUUCUGACAUCGUUGAAAACCAUGCAAAAUAUUGUGAAACUGAGAAGAAUACAAGAAACUUUAACGCAGGAAAUGUUCUUGGAUACGUGACUCCGUGGAAUUCACAUGGCUACGACGUUGCAAAGACAUUUGCCAAGUUCUCCAUGAUAAGUCCAGUGUGGCUUCAAAUUCGACGGAAAGCAAAAGGAAAAUAUCAAGUUACUGGCACGCAUGAUAUUGAUAAAGGUUGGGUGAAAGAUGUAAGAAAGACAAAUCCAGAUGCCCAAAUAUUACCACGAGUGUUGUUCGAUCAAUGGUCGCUCUCUGAUUACAAAUCACUGUUCAGCAGCGAGACUGAAAUAGAAGCCAUGGCAGCUGAGAUGGUUAAUGUGCUCAUGAAUAAUAACAUGGAUGGUGCAGUAAUUGAACUAUGGAUGCAAAAACCUGCACAGAAAAGCAAUGAAAUAAUUCAUGUGAUGUCUCACAUGAGCGGAGCAUUCCGUGAUCGUGAUUUAACAAUCGUGUUCGUGAUUCCACCACCUAACAAUUUAGAAUCUGAAGCCGCCUCCACCUCCAUUUCUCGAAAACAUUUUGAAAAACUAGUCCCUCUUGUGGAUGCUUUUAGUUUAAUGACGUAUGAUUAUUCUGUUGGCCUUGGAAAAACUGGGCCAAAUGCUCCCAUUGAGUGGAUGGAAAAAUGUGUGAAGAAAUUGGACCCAGAGGCAAAGUAUCGCACAAAAAUAUUGUUGGGUCUAAAUUUUUAUGGCUAUGGUUACACAUCAGGGGGCACCGAACCGAUUCUUGGAACCCAGUUUGUAAAGACAUUGCAAGAGUUCCCGUCCAAGGUGAUUUGGAAUAAAGAAUCGAAAGAACAUUUUGUUGCACAGGACCUACCCAACAAUCAACAAGCUAUAAUAGCUUACCCUACAUUACUGUCAAUAUCCUCCCGCGUUGAACUAGCAAAGAAACUUGGUACAGGACUUGCUAUUUGGGAGCUUGGACAAGGAUUAGAUUUCUUUUAUGAUUUACUUUAAAUCACUGUUUUAUAUAUUCUCGUCUUUCGCUUUUAAUUUAUUGUAGUAUCCGGUGUGCUGUAUCAUGGGUAUUAUUUAUGCUUACGCAGAAACAGAAUUGUAAUAAGUUUUGGAAUUUAUAAAUUCAAUAAUUUUGUUUGUUGGUUAAGUUUGUGAUUAUCAAAUGAAUCGCUUCUGCUUUACAUUUCUCUGUCUUUUAAUGUGAAAAUAAACCUUAAUGUGAAAAUAAACCAAAAUUUUUCUAUCCGGUA
Molecule: messenger RNA, 1477 nt
Organism: Ciona intestinalis (vase tunicate)
Lineage: Eukaryota; Metazoa; Chordata; Ascidiacea; Phlebobranchia; Cionidae
Source: RefSeq, a predicted model, not a curated record